Messenger RNA from Vitrella brassicaformis, 1314 nucleotides. NCBI's taxonomy places the organism in Eukaryota, Vitrellaceae. The record is from the annotation of a GenBank genome assembly.
UCUUUUGUUUUGGCUUUUCUGUUUUUUCUUUUGUUUUGGCCUUUCUGCUUUUUUUGUUUGGCUUUUGUCCCCCUCGAUGGCUGCUCUCUCCCUCUCCUCCUCUCUCCUCUCUGCUGGCCCUCUCUCGCCAUCGCCCCACCUCGACAACAGUGGUGCUAACUUAGGCAAACACGCACAUGCACUACGUCUCUGCUACGCCUCUUCCUCUUCUCCCAUCCCGCACGUCAGUGGCAUGGGUGGGCGUCAGGUGCGGCCAGCCCGGGCGGCGCCGCGAAGUGAGUAGCGCCCCUCUUGUAUCCCCUCCGUGUCCUUGAUCUCACUCCGCAGCCGCGACCUCUUGUCGCUGGGGCCCUCCUGCUGGUGUGGGUGGUCGCCGUGGGGGUCAGCGUCGCCCCUCUUGCCUUCCUGGCUGCCGCCGGCGCCCAUGCCCGCCUUGCCCGCUCCCGCCGCUGCCUUGGCCUUGGCUUUGGCCCUCGCGCGCUUCUGGCACCGCUCGUCGCUGUCCGUGUGGGCGAGGUUUGGGGACGAUGGCGUGAGGGGAGGGGGUGGUCGUCAUCGUCCACAGCCAUGGCGUUGUCGAAGCGGUUCAGCUGGUGCGCCGGACGCUUGGCGACCUCCAUCGCCUGGUUGGCCUCCCGCGACGCCGUCUCGAAGAUGACGAUGGCACCCUGAACGAAUCAGUCACGGACAUCACCAACAAAGAUGGUGGGGAAAACAUGAACACAUGGAUGUGUGCGCGCGUUGAGUGUCUCUGUUGUCCUUACCGAGAGGUAGUGGUCGAGUCCGUGGACGUAGGCCUCUCCCGCUGCUGUGAUGCGGGCAGCCAACUCGUGGCUGUUGAUGAGGCGGUGGCGGCUGCGGCUGCGAAUCGAGUUGACAUCGGCCCAGUAGCCCCGCUCCAACGGCACUGCGGGCACCCAGUGGGGGAAGGAGUGGUCGUCGCAGCUCCACUCAUCGUGUACACACUCGCAUGCGGACCUUGUGUGUCAAUCGGGGGCUCAGAGGGCCACUACCGUACAGGAUCGACAGAGAGGGGAGUAAGACAUAUAGAUCAGGGUUCCUGAGAGACACAACAGACACACAAAGGCCACAUAAACAAGGCUCUUCCUUCUGUCUGUUUGCUGGUUGCUCACCAGGUGUGUCGGUCGGGCGGUCAGAUGAACGCAUUAUGUAUUUGGACGACUCGGCGAGGGCAACUGAAUGGAUGGCAGACGGCAGACACAUGAUGCACUCUCGUCUCUCUGUGUAUCGUGCGUGUCAUCAAGUGCGAUGCCCACCUGAUGCGUCGACAGCACGAGACGGUGACACACUCAU